Messenger RNA from Podarcis raffonei (Aeolian wall lizard), 7413 nucleotides. RefSeq names its product kinesin family member 27 (gene KIF27). Gene Ontology annotation, molecular function: microtubule motor activity; microtubule binding; ATP binding. The coding region runs from base 100 to 4293 and encodes 1397 amino acids. The transcript has 17 exons. The record is from RefSeq and is a predicted model, not a curated record. Lineage: Eukaryota; Metazoa; Chordata; Lepidosauria; Squamata; Lacertidae. Gene Ontology annotation, biological process: mitotic spindle organization; microtubule-based movement.
UGCUGAAGACUGAGAAUAUAAUGAAGACAGAAAUAAAGAGAAACUCUCUCAAAGUGAAGUUUGCAAAGUAAGCGGGAAUUGUUUCACACACAAGCUGCAAUGGAAGAGAUUCCAGUUAAAGUAGCAGUAAGAAUAAGACCUCUACUUUCAAAAGAAGUCCUUCACAACCAUCAAGUAUGUGUGAGGUUAAUCCCAAAUACUCAACAGAUUAUUAUCGGAAAGGACCGUGUUUUCACGUUUGAUUUUGUUUUUGGAAAACAUUCAACCCAAGAUGAAGUGUACACAACAUGUAUCAAGCCAUUGGUGGCAUCUUUGAUAGAAGGGUAUAAUGCUACCGUUUUUGCCUAUGGACAGACAGGCUCUGGAAAGACUUACACUAUUGGAGGAGGUCAUGUUGCAUCAGUUGCAGAAGAAGAGAGAGGUAUCAUUCCACGUGCAAUUGAGGAAAUAUUUCAGAUUAUUUCAGAAAACCAUAAUAUUGAUUUCACUGUGAAAGUUUCUUACAUCGAGGUCUACAAAGAGGAACUCAGAGAUCUUUUGGAACUAGAAACCUCUAUGAAAUAUCUACAAAUUAGAGAAGACGAAAAGGGCAAUACAGUAAUUGUUGGUGCCAAAGACUGUCAGGUUGAAAACGUGGAUGAAGUAAUGAGCUUGUUAGAAACCGGAAAUGCCGCUCGACAUACAGGCACAACCCAAAUGAAUGAGCAUUCUAGCCGAUCUCAUGCGGUUUUUACAAUCAGUAUUUGUCAACAACAACAACCGGGUCAGACUCAGAAGGACACAGAUUCUGCGCAAGAGUCACCUCAAAGUUCAAGCCAGCUGAUUGCUUCCAAGUUCCACUUUGUUGAUCUUGCCGGCUCUGAAAGAGUAACAAAAACUGGGAACACUGGUGAAAGGUUCAAAGAAUCAAUUCAGAUCAACAGUGGCUUAUUGGCUCUGGGAAAUGUGAUAAGUGCGCUUGGGGACCCAAAGAGAAAAAGUGCACAUAUUCCAUACAGGGAUGCAAAAAUUACACGUAUUCUUAAGGACUCCUUAGGAGGCAAUGCCAAGACUGUCAUGAUAACUUGUAUUAGCCCAUCAUCUUCGGAUUUUGAUGAAUCACUAAAUUCCAUCAAAUAUGCCAACAGAGCCAAAAAUAUUAGAAACAAACCUAUUGUCAACUACAACCCAGACUGGGACCUUAUUGACGAAAUGGAGUUUGCCAUCAAGAUACUCCGUGAAACUGUGCAAAACCAGCAGAUUAGUGGACAGGUCCCUGGCAGUCAAGGGUCACAGGAUUCAUUUCGGGACAGAAACAAAAUCCGCUCUCUUGAAGAGCAGCUUGCCCAGCUUCAGGUGGAAAGUUUUAACUACCGAAAUUGCAUGGAAGAAGCCUAUGUGUUCCUUGCCGAAUUAAAAAAUCUUGCCAGCCUGUCAAAAAGUCAACAGGAAAGAUUGCAAGAUUGGAUAUGUGUGGCUCAGGAACUCAGGAGAGAGGCUUCUUCAGUCAUUCCCCAGGUAAACUGUGGAAGUGGAGGUCACCAAGAAGGACCACAUCACAUCACAAUUCUUCAGCUGAAGAGAGAGCUGAAGAAGUAUCAGCAGGCUCUUGCUACUGAUGCAGAAGUGUUUAGUGAGAGAGAGCUUGAGAUAAAAGUACUGCAAGAUCGAAUACAGAAGCUGAUAAAGGAGAAUCAAGAAUAUAUGGAAUUGCUGAAGGAGGCCCAAGAGACAAAUAGGCUACAGAAUGAUAAAAUGGUGGAGCAGCAGCUUAUAAUUGACCGGCUAAAUGACAAGUUAGAGAAAAUUACAAAAGCCUCUGCCUCCAGUGGUGGUUGUGGAGAUGGACCAGCUGGUGUAAUAUCUUCAAAAAGACCAUACAGUGUUCCUCUAACUAAACGUUUGGUGCAAUCCUUUAAUGCUACCGUGGGGCUGGAUUCUCGAAAGGUACACACAAGCCCGCCAACAUAUUCGCUCAACAGAGUAAUGGCUGGAUUUCGAACCCGUAGCCAAAUAGUGUUGGAUCAUGUAGAAGAACAAGAUGAAGUUCUUCAUUGCUGCUUUUCUGAUCACAGUGAUGAAGAUGAAAGAAAUGCCAAGAACAGAAAGAGAACCCUAUUUAGACGCUCCUUAAAUCGUACAUGGACACGAAAACAAGCUCCUCCCAGCUCUACACAUGAACCAAAAGAGAUGCAGCACAAUAAUUCCAUUUCACAAAAUGAAAACAUUUUACAAAUGGAAACUGAUACAGGUGCUGAUAUUGAAUGUAUUCAGAAAAGUCAAAUACUGAAUAGGCAGAAAUUGAAGAACUCAGAACUAAAGCUUAUUGCUGCUAAGCAAAAAAUGAGUGAACUAGCCCUUAAUAUCAGAAUGAAGGAAGAACUUAUUAAAGAGCUGGUGAAAACAGGUAAUGAUGCCCAAUCUGUAAGUAAGCAGUAUUCACUGAAAGUAACACAACUUGAGCACGAAGCAGAGCAGGCCAAAAUGGAUUUAGCCGAAACACAAAAGCAACUGCAGGAGCUAGAGAACAAGGAAUUACGAGACAUUGCUGAAAAAGCCAGGCUACAAAAAGAAUUUAGAAAGAAGAUGGAUACAGCAAAGCUAAAAGUACAGGACUUGCAAAGAAAACAGCAGGACACUAAGAAACUGGCAUCGCUGUCCACCCAGAAUGAGAAACGUGUAACUGAACUGGAGCAGAAUGUCAGUCACAUGAAAAAUCAGCAAGCCCAGCUUCAGAAAAGAUUGCAAGAGGAGAGUGAAAAAAAGAAAAGCUUGGAGGCAGAAAUUCAGCGGGGCCAGCUGCAGAUAAAGGAGCUCCAACAAAAGACAGAGCAGCAGGAAAAGAUUCUAAAACUAAAAGAUGAAGAAAUUGCUGCAUUUAAGAGAAAAAACUCAUCUGAAACUACUCAGCAACUGCAGAAAUUAGAAGAGAAGAAGAAAUGGCUGGAUGAAGAGCUAGAGAAAGUUUUGCAUCAACGGCAAGAGUUAAAAAAUUUGGAGGAAGAUUUAAAGAGAAGAGAAGCUAUCAUUUCCAAGAAAGAAGUGCUGACACAAGAGAAGAGCCAUUUGGAAAUUAAAAAACUGAGAUCCAGCCAGGCCCUCAAUAAAGACAGCUUAAGAUUAUCGACUCGUCUGAGUAUGCUGAAUCAGGAGUUGUGUGACAAAAAUAUGCAGCUGCAGAGCAGCAGCACUGAUGAGCAAGAAAAGAUUAUGGGAGAGAUCCAGGCUCUACAAAAGGAAAGGGAUCAGCUGUUGAACAGAAGGAAUAGUGUGGAUGAGAAACUGAAGAAUGGCCGAGUGUUGUCACCAGAAGAGGAACAUGUUUUAUUUCAGCUUGAAGAAGGGAUUGAAACCUUAGAAGCUGCCAUCGCUUACAAGAAUGAAAGUAUCCAGAAUCACCAGGACUCCAUCAGAGCCUCCUCUCAAAUCCUCACACAGAGUGAGGCCAAUGUGAUGGGAAAGUUGGUUUCCUUGUCUGCUACAGAGCUGAGAGCAAUUCUUUUAAAGUAUUUUAAUAAGGUUGUUGGUCUCCGUGAGACUGAACGCAAAUUGCAACUGCAGGCAGAAGAAAUGGGAAUGAGAGUAACGGAAAAAGAGAACAUAGUAAGAGAACUUGAAUCGGCACUUGAGCAUCUCAUGCUUCAGUGUGACAGGCGUCUGACCCUCCAACAGAAAGAACAUGAGCAAAAGAUGCAGUUAAUAUUGCUUCAUUGCAAAGAAGAAGAUGGGGAGAGUAUUGCAGAAACUUUUAAGACAUAUGAAACUAAAGUCCAACAACUGGAAAGAGACUUGUUCUUCUAUAAGAAAACUAGCCGUGAAUUAAAGAAGAAAUUAAAGGAACUGGUUGCAGAAUCAAUACACCAUCCUCUGACACAAAGUAAUUGUUCCAGUGAUGGGAUACUGAAUCGAGAAGAAGUAAUUACCUUGUCAGAAGAAUUCAAACGGACAUCCACACCAACAGGGAAAUUAAAAGAAAUAAACUCCCCAAUGGGUGAUUUAGGAGCACAACAGAAUUCAUACAGAUUUGAAGAGGAAGCUGCAGAACUGGGACCCAACACACCCAACAGUCACGAAGAGCAAGCAGGAAAAGUACACCAGCCUGCAAAAUCUCACCCACAAGUGUGUUGCCCUUCUCAGACCAGAGAGACUAUGACACAGCUUCAAGGAGUAACCCCAGUAAAACUUCCUCGCAAAGAAUUGCGCUAUAUCCCUGCUUCUGAGCUUUCCUCAAGGCGUUCCGGCCUUGCAGUUGGUAUAAAUUCUGUUCCUGCUGAUUCUAUUGAAAUGCCUAGAAAGUCUGACUAUAAUAUAUAAUUAUCCUUGUAAUAUUUUGAAAGCAAUUACACAGUUCCCUUUAUUUCCAGUUUAUUUCAGGCAGCUACGAUAUUUGAGUUAUUUCACAUUGCGUGUCUCACACUGCUGAUCAUUUAUUGUGCCCCAUAGAAAUCUGACGCCUUAAUAGCAGAGUGAUUAUAUCAGGGGUUGAAACCAAAGGACUUUUUGUCCUUAAAGCAUAAAUUUUAUUUGUACUGAUUUUUCCUUCAGAGUAACUGAUGGAUUUUUAUUCCACAUCUUCAUAAAUGCAUUCUUCUAUACUGCAAAGAAUCUUAGGGCUGGUUCACAAAGUACAUUUUUAGUUGCAUGAGUUAUCAUGAUCAUUCUUGAGUGCAUAUUUAUGAAGACAAACAAUGUAUAAAAGCAACCACAGUUACAGUCUUAUUGUAUAGGGGGGCGGAAAUCACAUUAGGUUAAAUACUGCUGACUGUAUAAUUGGUUAUUUUUACACAUUAUUUGUCCAUAUGAACAUGGUGGUGGUGACAGCCUGAAGCACUCACAUGGAAAAAAGAAAUCUGGUGUGAACCAGCCCAUUGUAAUAAAGGUCUUCAUAGAUACAUCAGCAAUACGUGGUUUCCAGCCCAGGCAUACUUAUGCUGAAGUUUGACAAAGCACUUGUGACUGACCAAAGCCUUGGGUUGUGAAUGUCCUUUAAAAACAAAACACGACUACAAUGUUUCUAAGAAAUUAAUGUUUUCACAAGGAAAUUUAUCUUGCCCAACUCAUAGUUUAAAUGAAUAAAAGCCCCAAUUUCUCUUUCUUAUAACUAACUCUGUUGUUAUGUGACUUUGAAACUUUCUGUGGGGAGAAAGUUUUUUUCCUUAAUAGAAAAGAAACAUUUUUAUUGGCUCCAGGGAAAUUCCUCCCUGUUGCUAGAGCUUGCUAGAGCUAUGUCACGUAUCACUGAGAUAGAUGUAGAUGUGCUGUCAGUGAACUAGGGCAAUAAAAAGUUACCCUGCUUGGAAGGCACAGCUGUGUAUCUCUUAGCGUGAAGUACAUGAUAAGUUAGAAAACUGCUUUGUCUACUCGACCUGGUGUAGACAUAACACUUACUGUGGAUAAAGGGACCAGGAGCAGACUUGCAUCAUAUAUACUCACUCUUCCCAUGAUAAUUCCCUUGACCCCCGUUUGUCAGUACAUAAGGUCAUUGUUCGUUUUAGAUAAAAUGACUCCAGGGGCACUUCUAAAUUUUUGUUUUUCUCAUUGGUUCCCAAGUUGUUUAUUAUCUGUGCACAGGACGUGUUUUGUGCACGGAAGGUAUUCCAAUCCAGCAGAGUCUCCCACUGGCCGAAGAUGGGUGACUUCUCCCAUAUUGUCCCCCGGCCUCCUGCAGUAAAUUUGAAAGACACAGAAUGGUCAACUAGCAAAAACUGCCUCCCCCCCCCUUUCCAUUGGCUGGAGCAUCCCAAGUGGUAGUCCUUUCAUGGGGCCUUUAAAAUCUAAGCCAAUGUGUGCCUAGUUUCUUAAAAAAUAAAAAAAUAAAAUACAGGAUUGUAUCAAACUCUGUUCCUCUGCCAACAAAUGACACUUUUGAUCCAGUAGAUGCUUGCAUGAGUGGGAGGUCAAAGGUGAUUUGGGCAAAUUCCCUUAUUCCUACUGGUCUCUCAUUCUUUCCAUGUUGUUCUAGCCUUCUGGAGCAGGGUUGGGAGACAUCAAAAGGGAGGAAAUUACGGGGGUGAGAAGCUCUCCGGACUCUCUCAGCACCUGGAUGAAACCUUUACUACUGAUCUUUGGGGUAGACUAUUGUGCAUUAAAUAUUUGUCAUGAUUUUUAGUGUUCAGAUAGUUACAGAUAGUUAAUAGCCAUUUUUGCAAAUUUGGGCACAUCAAUCUUUGCACUUAAAAAUACUGAGUACAUGGCACUCUGCUGGAAGAAGAGUUGUCAAUUCUGGCCUUUUCUCCCUCCCCUGCUCUGCCUGCCAGAGUGGCAGGGAACUCUGUUCAAGAGUGUAGGAGAUUAAUUAAUGAAACCCACCUCUAUCCGCCUUACUCCAAUGGGAGCCUCCUCUGGAUAUUGUACCUUUUCCCUUUCCACAGGAGUCUGGAUCCAGCCCAUUGCUUUGAAUUAUUUUUUGCUUAGGUUGCAUUUUUUUUUAAAAAAACUGGAUAAGAUCUUACACAGUUGCUAUCCGCUUGUAGGCCUCAUUAACUUCCAGUAGUGAUUCUUAAGAAGAAACCUUUCUGGUCAGGAUAUCAUGUUUUAAGAUAAGCUGUGAACAUGCUAAAAACCAUAGUUCAUCCUACUCUAUGUCAGUGUGUCCAACUGCUUUAUUUGUAAGCUAAAAUAUUUUACAAUUUCUCAAGACGGAAAUAAUUGUUUUAAUUGCAUUUGUUAUUUGUUGCUUUGUUGAAUCGUGAUUUGAGAGUUUUGCAAAGGGGUGUGGUCUUAAGUUCAAAUAUUUCACUCUCUUAAAAUGUACUUAUACAACCCAAAUACAAACAUUCUAAAACACAAAAUGAAGUACAGUAAAUGGUUCCUACAGUAUGCAACUUCUUUAAAAAGAUGCAGCAAAGGGGCCUGUGUGGGUCAGUUCACAACAUCACAAAGCUAAUCAGCACAGUGAACAGCUGCUACAAAUGUAUGGAGCUUUCCUUUUUCUUUUUAAUCCUUAGCUGGAUGCUGGAGAGGAAAUGGUGCAGAGAACCUUUCAGCAUGGUUCCACUGUUGAAACAGUAUUAUCAACUAAUUGCUAUAAAUUACAAAUGUCUUAGCUUUCAUAACACAUACCCAUAUACUAAAUUAAUAAUCAUCUUUUAAAGCAUGGGUUUCCAACAUGGACACUAGGGCUUGUUUGAGGUCUUCCAUGGGUGUCCAUUCCUUAAAGCCUCUUAUGUGCUUUUCAAGGUUCAUUAUUAAUUUUCUUGACUCUGACUUUUACACAGCAAGGGUGUCCGUGGGUGGGUGUUCUCCGUCUCAGGAGCAGGGAUAGUAACUUUAAAGGUGUUUUAAUCUUCUCACUGCUUUAGGCAACCAAUGUGGACACCACCACCUGUUCAGAAAAUGUCUUAAGUCAUUGCAGCGCACAAGUAGGCAUGUCUAAAUUGAUUUCAGAGAUGUAAAGCAGCACUGUUGGCCUAUUAAAGUUUGCUUUUUAAUUUA